AUGCUGGCGGCGUUCCUCGCGGCGCUCGUCUUCUUCCAUUCCUCCGAGUUCCUCCUCGCGCUCUGGUCCACCGGCAAACCCGACCUCCGAUGUAAGCCGCCUCGCCUUCCCCUCGCCUCGCCUUCCCCUCGCCUCGCCUUCCCCUCGCCUCGCCUUCCCCUCGCCUCGCCUUCACCUCGCCUCGCCUUCCCCUCGCCUCGCCUUCCCCUCGCCUCGCCUUCCCCUCGCCUCGCCUUCCCCUCGCCUCGCCUUCCCCUCGCCUCGCCUUCCCCUCGCCUCGCCUUCCCCUCGCCUCGCCUCGCCUUCCCGUCUUCUCCUCGCCAAUCCGUCCCCUCUCCUCUGCGUCUCUGGGAAGGGCCAGUCCAGCCAUCUUUCUCUCAAACAUCCCUUCCCUUCGCGGCGCUGCAAUGCCUCUCCCCCCCCCCCAUCUAUCCCGCCACGUUCCUCGUCUCGGGGGAGUAUCUACUGGCCAUGGCAGCAGCGCUCACUGAAUACGCCCUCGAGACCGCCCUCUUCCCCGCCUUCAAGCGCCGCCUGUGGCCCGUGGCGUGGGUGGGGGGGGCGCUGCUGCUGGCGGGGGAAGCGGUGCGCAAGGCAGCCAUGGUGACGGCGGGGCGGAGCUUCACUCAUGACAUUCAGACGGAGAAGCGGCGCGAACAUCGAGUGGUGACGCACGGGCUGUACAGGUGGGUGCGGCAUCCGGGCUACACGGGGUGCUUCAUGUGGAGCAUAGCCACGCAGUUGGUGCUCGUCAACCCCCUCUGCACGCUCGCCUUCGCCCUCGUCUCCUGGCGCUUCUUUGCCGCGCGCAUCCCCUACGAGGAGUUUUACCUCCACCAUUUCUUCGGACUUGACUACGAGGAGUUCUACCUGCACCAGUUCUUUGGCCUUGAGUACGCACGAUACGCCGCCUUGGUGCCGUCCGGCAUCCCCUUUGUCUCGUGA
This is a messenger RNA of Closterium sp. NIES-65, 945 nucleotides long. The record is from the annotation of a GenBank genome assembly. Lineage: Eukaryota; Viridiplantae; Streptophyta; Zygnematophyceae; Desmidiales; Closteriaceae.